CAGCUCAGAGUCCGGUGGAGAAAGGAGGAGGCAACUCCAGAUUUAGUACGGACACGGGUGACAUCUACCGGCUCCAACUCUUCUUCACGAAUUCAUGCGCUUACUCUUUCCUCUCCGGUGGCUGCUAUUUAAGGGCAGGCAGGCGCUCGGACGACAGGUGCUUCGGACGCUGAGGGGGGCUUGGCGGCCGAGUUUCUCCCGGCCCCUCCGAUCGCGCCAUGAAAAAGGCUGGCUUGGAGAACCCGGCUUUCCAGUCUUCCAGCCCGGAUCUUGUCGACCCUCGGCUCCCUCCGGCCACCCCGAGUUACUUACAGUCGCAGAGUUUUGACCCAGACGAGCAACUCUGCGGGAUCGGCCGAUGCACUCCUCAAGCCCUGCAAGUCUGCAACAACGUCAAAGGCUACUUGGUCUUCUACAGCCUCCUGUCGGUCUUCCAAGGGAUUAUUGUAAAUGGAUUGAUAAAUGUCAGCAUUUCUACAAUUGAGAAGCGUUAUGAUUUGAGCAGUUCCCUCACGGGCGUAAUCUCUGCUGGUUAUGACAUUUCAUUCUCCAUGUUAUGCCUUUUCAUAUCCUUCUAUGGUGAAAGAGGUCACAAACCAAGAUGGCUGGCUUUGUCCUCUUUUCUGAUCGCUACAGGAGCAUUAGUAUUUUCUUUGCCACAUUUUACUACUGGACCAUACACAUAUGGAGAAAAAGCAGAAGACAUCUGUCCAGUACCUCUUUCUGGAGGCCAAACCAUGCCGUGCCGCAGCAGAUCUAAACUUUCCAACUACUUCUAUGUUUUCUUGCUGGGUCAGUUCCUUUUAGGAGCAGGUGGAACUCCUCUGUAUACACUGGGCACAACUUUCAUCGAUGAUAGUGUCCCAAAACACAAAGCUUCAGUCUACAUAGGAAUUGGAUAUGCCAUGUCACUGCUGGGUCCUGCCAUUGGCUAUGUUUUAGGAGGACAGUUGCUGAAUGUCUAUGUUGAUUUCAAUCGUAAUAUAAGAGUAGACCUCACUCCAGAAGAUCCCCGCUGGGUUGGAGCAUGGUGGAUAGCCUUUGUGAUAUGCAGCUUCUCUACAUGCCUUUUAGUAGCACCAUUUUCAUAUUUCCCAAAGCAUUUACCAGGUACAAGCAAAAUACGAGCAGAGAAGAUUUCUGAAGCACAUCAUGAUGGAAAACAGACGUAUGAAUAUACUGGGAGGAGUAUUAAGGACUUUCUUAUGAUACUUUGGAUGCUGCUGAGAAAUCCCGUGUUGAUGUAUCUUGUAAUAGCAGCUGCAUUAGAAGCUUUAGUUGCUACUGGUUUUGCAACUUUCUUGCCCAAAUUUAUAGAAAAUCAGUUUGGAUUUACAUCUAGCUAUUCAGCUACUUUAGGAGGACUUGUCUUAAUCCCAGGAGCAGCAAUUGGCCAAAUCAUAAGUGGUACCUUAAUUUCCAAGCUGCAAAUGAAUUGCAAAACUAUAAUCAAGUUUAUUAUUUCUACUUGUACGCUGGCACUGCUAUUAAACAUAGUGUUUGCAAUUGCUAAAUGUGGGAAUGAACCAUUUGCUGGUGUUUCUGAAACAUAUAAUGGGACAGGUACGUUAUUAAACUUAACAGCACCCUGCAAUGCCCAUUGUAGAUGUUUGCGUUCAGACUUUUUGCCCAUCUGUGGUGCAGAUGAAGUCCAGUAUUUUUCUCCAUGUUAUGCAGGAUGUACUGUUGUGGUUCCUCAGAAGCAUGGAAGAAAGCAUUACAGCGAUUGUUCCUGUGUUGGGAAUCCCAUACUUGAAAUUGAGAAUACCUUCCAUGGGGCCACUUCUGGAAAAUGUAAAUCUAAGUGCACAGUCCUGCCUUGGUUCCUUAGCUUCUUCUUUUUUGCGGUUGUUUUUACUUUUAUGGCAGUUACACCAACAACUGUGGCCAUUCUCAGAUGUGUGCCAGAAAAUCACAGAUCGUUUGCUUUGGGGGUUCAUAUGCUCUUUCUACGACUUUUAGGCACUAUUCCUGGCCCGAUCCUUUUUGGUAUCUCAAUAGAUAAUUCUUGCACUCUCUGGUCUAUAGAUAGAUGUGGACGUAAAGGAGCGUGUUGGACCUAUAACAACACCAAAAUGGCAUAUUUGCUAUUUGGUAUAAGUGCAUGUUCCAAAGCAGUUUCUCUAAUUUUUACUAUCGUAGCAUAUGUGUUAUAUAAGCCUCCCCCAGAUAUCAUUGCAGAUUCGAAGGCAGAUCAAACAAGCAAUUCAGUACGUCUUUGAAUAAGGAACAAACUAUUAUUUCUAGAGAAAGUCAAAGAAAAAAUCUCAGUGAAGUCCAAUGGCAGCUGUAACUUCUGAGUACCAGCACUGGAGGACUCUGAGCAAGUCAUUUAAUUCUUUUUUUAAAAAAAAAUAAACACUUUUACUUUAAAUCCAUUUUACUUCAAGUGUAUCUCAGUCACAUGAAACUUUUUACUCUCUCAAGAGAAUAGUAUGAUUUUUGUAGUGUAGAAUGUCUAAAUAUUUUAACCCAAAAUCAACUUUAGAAACUCAUUUAAUUGGUUGUAGGAGGAUAAGCAAUUUCCAUGGGACAUGAAAGUACUUUUAUAAGAAACAGCAUCUCCAAUUUUGGCCUGUAAAAGGCAAGCUCAAUCUUUCAAUCUGAGUGCCACCAUCUUGCCUGUUAGGACUCAGGACACUGAGAGGAUUAUGGGCCAGGAUUAAACCAAAAUGAAAUAAAAUUAAAUCUGUUAGCAUGAUUACUAACCAAGUAGUUACUAAUUUUUCACAUUAAUACAUUUUAAAAUUAUACCUUUAUGUAUUUUAUUUACCUCCCCAUUUCUACUCUGGUAAGUACUCAAAGGCAGCUUUCAAAAUUAAUGUCCCCAUCUCAAAAUAUCAGAUUGCUCAAGUGUCUAUGAAGAUUCUCAAUCAUCCAGGUCAUGGUUGUCUUAAAGGUGCUUUUUCAAGAGGCAACUAGACUUUCUGGUUUUUCUUUGAAGAUGUUUUGCUUCUCAUACAUAUGGUGGAAUUCCACACCAUACACUCAGAGCUAAAGAAGCUUCUUGGGUGAGAAGCAAAACGUCUUAAAAGAAAAAUUGCCCAAGAUUAAAAACAUUUACUAAAAUUAAUCUUAGUAUGUGCACAUAAACCAUUGAACAAUUAAUUUUCUAAAUGCUGAAAGAGUGGAGGCCAAUAUUAUUUCCAAGGAAAUACACUGUAUAAUGUGGGAACAACACAGAACUGAGGUCCAAUUCUACAUGUCACAAAAAAUGGCUUUUUAAAGGUCAUCGUCAGAAGAGCAGUCCUUCAGAUAGUGAGAUCCUAAACUCUAUAGGAUUAGGGGGAUCAAUGCCAACACUUUGGGGGUUGGGUUGGACUAGAAGAUCUCCAAGGUCCCUCCCAACUGUUAUUCUGUUACUUUAAAUUGUGCCAAGUAACAAACAACUGGCCCUAUGCAGAUAUUUUGAUAUAGGUAUCAUAUAAUGCUUGAGUCAAAAAAGUCUAGUUGUCAGGGUUUUUUGCUCCAAAUGCAAUUUCUGGAUAUUUUUCAGAGGUAGGCCUACAUUAAGUAUAUGGGAAUAGUCACGAUAGGAUAUAAUCAAGGCGUGGAUAGCCAUUAUGAAAUCUGAUUGGUUCAGAACAAGUCCCAGCUGAUAGAUAUAAUUAUUCAGAGGUUUACCUCAGCUACCAUGUAUGAAUCCAAUCAUAGCUUAGAAUCAAAGACCAUUCUCAGAUUGAAAACUUAUUUUUUCUAUGGGAAGUGGAACUCCACCUGAAAGAUUCCCAUAUGCAUUUUCCUAUUUACCAACAGUAUCACCAUCUCCUCCAAGUUUUACUUCAGUAUAUUUUUCCUUAUUCAACCCUCUUGUAUACUUGGAGUUGGGUGCGAUAGAUGAGGAUAGUUUAAGUUGGUCAGCAUGACACACUCUUUUAAAAUUUCAGCUGAAUUUCCCCAAGAAGGAACCCUGAGGAUCAUCAAAGAUUGUCAGCCCUGAUCUUGAGCAGUAGUCCUCUGACACUACAUCCUAAACAUGGCCUGGCAGUACUAGAACUAUUGUAAGUGAUGCCUUCAUUGCCCAGUCUUGCCAGGCAGUCUAAAUGGAUGUCAUGAGAUUCAAGAAGUCCAACAGUUUAUACUAUUUCCUUUCAGUUUCUGAUGUAAGUCAUCUACCAAGGGAACCAGUGUAGUUUCCUUACCAUGACAAACUGAAAGUCUAAUUCAUAUAGAGGUAGAAAAUUAGUAUCAUUCACUUCUGUCUGAAGUUGUAAGACCUCUAUCUUCUUGUUCAUCUUUCCCGAAACUAGAAUAUUUGACAAUGACCUAUAAUUAUGCAGAUCUUUCAUGUCAAAGAACUUUCUCAUUAGUAAAAGCAUUAUUACUUCCUCUUGCAAAGAGAUACAGAUCACUUCCUUUAAGAAUUGAUCCAUUUACUCAGUCAAGGAGAAGUCCAGGAUUAUUAUAGCAAAUUUAAUCAUCUGGAAGCACAAAUUACAGAUUAUGCUAUUGCUAGGUUACAGCCCUAAGAGCUGCCCUAAAGGUGGUAUGAAGACUGAGAUCUAAUCAACUCAGUUCAUUAAGAACAAUGGGAGUAACCCACACUGAACCAAUAACUGUUUCACCAUACUCAGAAGUCAAAACUGGAGUUCUCCAGAAUUAUUCAAAAUGGUCUUGGGCCAUUUCCAAGGACUUGAUGAACUGUGACUAAGACUUUCAGCACUGAUGUAUUAAUUUCAGCACUCAUAGCAUUUCAAGUAUUCCCUUGAUUCAUAAAUGCUAAGUGACAUUUUGGCCUAUAUUUAUAAGAAAUCUCUGGCUGCAGAUAUCAUGAGAGACCAUUGUUAUUUGCAUUUAUGAAUACUACCCUGUAGUAUUUGCAUGGAAUACUGCCCUGCUAUAGUGUUCAUCUACUUCAUAUUGUUUCAUAUUGUUAUCCGAGAAUGGUUUGGAUUGUCAGUAGCAAAUGGGCAAUGUAAAUAAGACUGUUGAAUGGCAGAUUUAACUGCAACAUGUAAACAAGAUACUAGAUCAGGGAAAGCAGCUAUAAUCUCUCUCUCUCUCUCUCUCUCUCUCUCCCUCCCUCCCUCCCCGUCCCCUCCCUCUCCCUCUCCCUCUGUGUGUGUGUGUGUGUGACUGUGUAUGGCUAUACAUACAUACAUACACAUAUAUAUACAUACAUAUAUAUAUAUAUAUAUAUUCAUAGGUUUUCACAGGUAUAGGUAUGUAGGUCUUGGCAUUUUUGGGUCUUUUCCCGUGAA
Molecule: messenger RNA, 5201 nt
Organism: Ahaetulla prasina
Lineage: Eukaryota; Metazoa; Chordata; Lepidosauria; Squamata; Colubridae
Gene: SLCO4C1
Product: solute carrier organic anion transporter family member 4C1
Exons: 14
Coding region: 219-2222 (667 amino acids)
Biological process (GO): transmembrane transport; sodium-independent organic anion transport
Cellular component (GO): membrane
Molecular function (GO): protein binding
Source: RefSeq, a predicted model, not a curated record